This is a messenger RNA of Phalaenopsis equestris, 2467 nucleotides long. RefSeq lists its product as uncharacterized. Bases 217 to 2466 code for a protein of 749 amino acids. The transcript has 5 exons. NCBI's taxonomy places the organism in Eukaryota, Viridiplantae, Streptophyta, Magnoliopsida, Asparagales, Orchidaceae. The record is from RefSeq and is a predicted model, not a curated record.
CGUUCUCUGUUUCCUAUCCAUCCAAUGGCAACAGCCUCCCGAUCUCCUAACCAAUCAAACAUCUACAUGACGCUGCGAUACUUCCUCUCAUUCGAUCGCAGCAGAAGCGCUCCGGCAAUGUUCUUAAUCUUCCUAACCCUAACCCUAACCCUUCCACGUUCCCCACUCCUUCUCUGUCUCACAAUUUGUUCCUUUGUUACUGGUUGCGAGGAUUAAAUGGAAGAGCAGACGUACGGGCAAUCUUCUCCGGGUUGCAUGAAAGGGCUGGCGCACUUUCUGGAUUUCCAUCACCGUCUUCAUCUCGGAAAGAUGAAGAUGCUGACGUAUAGAAAGCAUGGCGAGGGCAAGCGUGCUGCGAGAAGCAAAGAACCUAAAACAGAUCCGGAUGCCCCUUCAACUAGCCAGCAGUAUGUUAAUUCUGAAGAAACCAGCUUUGGAAUAGAAGACAGAGCCAGCACCCGAAAACAUCCAGCGAGAAUAUCAAUUCCCAAAUGGGGAUUAAGAGAUCAUAACAAGAAAAUAAAAGUUUCUCUGCCUGCUUCCAGGUUGCGCCGAACUUUCUCUAUUCAUCAUUGGAGCGAGGAACAUUUCGAUAAUCUGAAUUUCGAGAUAAAAGGUUCACUCAUUGAGCAAAAUGUUGAUACGAACAAAGCUUCUUCAAACAGUGAACAGGUCUACAUACUCUCUCCUAGUUUUGAUGAGCAUAAUUUUGAUAAAAAAUGCGAUGUUAAUACAGCUUACAGUAUAAGUCAUUCUUCCGGUCCAACCCAACCGGAUGAGCUCGAAAAUAUUUCACAGAUAAAACAACAGCAGGAAGAUGUUAUCUUAUCUCCAUCAAAAGAAUUUCUAGCCAUGAUGAAACUAUUUGAUGGAAACAUAGAGUUAAUUCAAAACAUUCUCGAUGACCCGAGCUAUAUUUUCGCCCAUUAUCUUCAAGCUAAACAAGCUUCCAAUGUCGAGUUAACUCGGGCUUAUUCAUUCCCAGCUCCAAGGUUGCUUGAAAGGAAACAAAAUGGGCAGUUUAGGUUCAAGCAUAAAACAUAUGAUGUCAAUGAAAAGUUUCAUUCAGGUACACCGAAGGAAGAGAUAAUGGAUGGUGAUGAGGAACUCACUCCAAAACUUGUGGAGACUAAUUUCAGUUCUAGUCGAUUUAUGGCCAUCAAACAUAGCAAAAAAAAGGAGCACCGUCGUGUCUUUAUGGAUGGGAUUCUUCAUAGAAUUCCCUUUGGAAGAAAGGUAAUGGAAGCCAUGAAGAAAAGUAAGUCUGGUCUGUGGGAUGUUUCUACCAUGGAAAAAUUUGACAGAGAAGGCAAGUUGAAUUCUUGUUGGAACAAGUUCAACAAACAUGUCCCGAGAAAUAUCCAAAGAUCUCAUUCUCUUAGUGACUCUGUAGCCAAGUAUUCUCAUUUGUUUGAGUCUAUAUCAAAAGAAGAAUUCAAAGAACUUACUGAAAGAACGAAAGUGAAAUCUUUAGAUAGAAUAUUAUCUUUUUCUGACAUCAAAGAUUGUUCAUCAAGCAAAAAUGCGCAAAGUGAAGCACCCUUUUCAUGUCUUGAGAAUUUAACUAUUUCAUCUAGAGAAAAAGUACUGAAGAAAGAAGAAUCAGAAGAAUUUACCACAGAAAUGAGUUCAGAAAAUUUGAGUAAAGAUGGUUUAAUCGAAGAAGAAAACAUAUCUAUUUCUCCACCAGGAGAAAAGCUACUGGAUGAAGCACUCGCACAUGAAUUAAAAAAACCAAUUGGAUUUCUUGAUUAUGCCGCCUCUGAAGGUUCAGAAUGUAGAUAUCCAUCAGAACAAUCUACUGUUUCUCUUAUCAAUAUUUCUGAUAGAGUUAAUACUAAUGGAAAAGAUCUUCCAAGAGAAAAAUCAUUCCCAGAUUCCAAUUGCUUCGAUUCUUUACUUCUUCAAAUCAACCCUAAGCUCGAAUCUAAAUUCAACUAUGUUAAAGAGAUACUGAGAAGAUCUAGAUUCAACAGCAGUGAUUUUCUUCAAGCUCUGCACUCCCCCGAUGAUGGCCAAAGGGAUCCCUUAAUCUCUAAUGAAGCAGAAGGUUUAUCUUAUAAACCUGAAAUUACAGAAGAUGAAUAUGAUACCUUACUGGAACAUCAACUUCUGUUUGAUCUGAUCAAUGAAGCUUUGGUGGAAACAUUAGAGAGUUUUCUUUCUUAUUUCUUUCCUUGGCUGUCUCCCUUCAAUACUAACCCUAAACCAAUGCCUAUGGGAGAUCAAAUUCUCCAAGAGAUUUGGGGAAACAUCUGCUGGCAUUUUAAAGGUCUGCCUCAGCUGGGGAUAAAUUUAGAAGAAAUUGUGUCUCGAAAUUUUAUGAGGAAUGAUAGAUGGAUGAAUAUUCAAUAUGAUGUUGAGGAUGUUGUGGAAGAGCUUGAAAGUUUAAUACUGGAUGAUUUGUUAGAUGAUGCUGUGCUUCAGCUUUCUUUAUUGCCUAGUUUCAACCAUUUCCCUUCCUAGU